UCAAUGUUGGUUGAGCAGCGCAGAGCUGGAACGGGUGCGUGCCUGCUGAUGAGAAGCAAGGGCCGUCCACAGACAAGAAAGAGCAUGAACCUAGUCAUGGCACUGUUAAGGAUCUACAGAUAUCAUUCUUUUAGUCGGUGUUGAGAACAUACACGGUGAAUGCAACGUUGCUUUGAGGGGAUAACUGUAGGCUAUUCGUUCGUGGAGCUGGACUUCGGCGGGCAAUGGGAGGAUGUUAACUCGGAGAGGACGCAAGGUUUAUACCAAUUAAAGAAGUCAGCACGACGGAUAAGAGAGGGACGCCUUUCUGAGUAUUCAUGCAUUCACUUUCGCAAGAGAGUUGUGUUUCGUCAAAGAAACUGUGGAAAAACAAUUAAGUUCCAUUGACAAGACAGCCUACACCAUCGUCUCUCCAGACAUUCACAAAAAUGUUGAAAUUCCACAAUUCUGACUUAUGGAUUGCCUGGCUGUUUUUAUUUUGCAUGGAGGUGUGUGUGAGGGCGCUGGAGGUCACGGUCAGUCAGAGCAGCGUCCAGGUGGCCCGCGGCCAGGCAGCCAUCUUGCCCUGCACCUUCACCACGAGCGCCGCCCUCAACAACCUGUACAUCAUCUGGAUGGUCACGCCACUGUCCAACGCUAACCAGCCAGAGCAGGUGAUCAUCUAUCAGGGUGGCCAGGUGUUCAGUUUAGCCAACCAUAUGAAUGGGAGGGUGGGCUUCGUGGCCACCAUGCCCAGCACAAGUGCCUCAAUCUUCAUCAACAACACCCAGCUCUCCGACACGGGCACCUACCAGUGUCUGGUCAACAACCUCCCUGACCGAGGGGGGCGCAACAUCGGUGUCAUCGGCCUCACCGUCUUAGUCCCCCCCUCCAUCCCCACCUGUCGCCUCCAGGGGGAGCUGAACGUGGGCAGUGACAUCAUGCUGAUGUGUGGUUCCGACGAGGGCAUCCCCACGCCCACCUACUCGUGGGAGAAGCUGGAGUCGGUGCCGCGGCUGCCCCACACCGCCAUGCAAGACCAGAUGCAGGGGACGGUGACACUGCGGAACAUCAGCACCAGCACAUCUGGCCUGUACCAGUGCACCGCGUCCAACGCCAUCGGCAAGAGCACCUGCCUCCUUAACGUCCAAGUGGUGGCACCCCAGCCUCAGAGUGCGGGGCUGAUAGCAGGCACCAUCGCCACAGGAGUGCUGGCCGUGAUCAUCUGCGCUCUGCUGGUGGUGGUCACUCUCUUUUACUGGAAGAACAAGAACAAGUACGAGGAGGACGAGAUCCCCAAUGAGAUCAGAGAGGAUGACCUGCCCCCCAAACGCUCAUCAUCGGUGAAGGCCUUCCACGCCGACGCCUCGUCCUCGGAGAACGACACGCUGACGUCCACCAACACCUACAACAGCCGCUACUGGCACAAUCCCAAGCCCAACUACGACACCAACUCCUACACACGCUACAACGGCGACACGCGGCAAACCUUCAGCACGGCCACCGCCGCCGCUGCCACCCACGGCCACGGUCACACCGCGGGCAGCGGCGGCCCCCACGCCACCACGCAGCAGCCGGCCCGCAUCGUGGCCUACGCCAACGGCAGCCACACGCUGCCGCCGCCCAAGACUCUGGUGGUGACCACCAACUCGGCGCCGUCCCCGCCCGUGAUCACGCGCAGCAACGGCUCGCUCAGCAUGCGGCCGUCCGCCGCCACGCCCACACCCACCGGCGCCAGCGCCGGACACGGCGGCCACGGUCAGCACACGCACUCCUACGCCGUGAGCCAGGCCACGCUGGAACGCAUGGGCGCUGUGCCCGUCAUGGUGCCUGCGCAGAGCCGGGCCGGCUCGCUGGUGUAAACAAACAAGCAAAUAAACAAACAAAAGUAUACAAAGAACAAAACUUAUCCACUGGACAAGUGUAUAAAUAAAGAAAUAAAGAAAUAAAUAAACUGGAUUUUAUAAGAAUACAGUAUGUCCGAUGCCAAUUUUUGUUUUUUUGGCAGCAUCCAAUCCAGAGCAGCACUAAGUGGUUUUCAAACUCUUCCUGCUAGCAUUAUUUUUCUUUUCUUUUUUUUUCUUCGUUUGAUCUCAUGACAUUGCUGACCAGCUGGGAGAGACUGUGUGUCCAGCGCCUGCAUGCGAAAAAGGAGAUGGAUGAAAAAGGAAACUCCCCAGAUCUAAACAGGGGCAAAACAAACACACAAACAAACAAACAAACAAACAUGACUGACCCACAAUUCCACAGGAGACAACAAAUCUACACAGCUUCAUCCCCAUAACAGUUCUCCCACUGUCGUCCUCUGUCAUAGAAGGCAUAGACAGGACGUAUAUAUAAUUUAGGACAUCUAUUCAGUGUGUCUGGACAUAUAUUUGUCAUUAAUAAUAUUAUUGAGACAUCAUGUGAAUGUGCAUGUCCAUUUUAUUAAAAAAAAACAAAAAAAACAGCACAACCAGUAAGGAUGAGGACUCGUACAGCUCUUCCCACUUGGACGACCCACAUGACAUGGAGGAAGAGGAAACUUGUCUUUGAUAUGACGUGCUGUCUUGUGCUGGGUGCUGCACCAGUCUUAACCGGGUGGCUGGAAAUAGAGUGAGAGACAGAAAAUAGCCUUCGAGGUGGAGAGGUUGGAGACAGAGAGACUGUCGGAGAGGUGAGACUGAGAGGAAGAAAUGGUGAAAAAGAACAGCAGAGAGAGGGUGAGAGGAAGAAGGAAAUAUAACACUGUCUGUUGACAUCCAUUUGAUCCCCUUCAAAUUUAUGUCUCUCAUUCUCCGUUUUGUUUUUUUGUUAUUGUUUUGCACUGCAAUCAACGUAUGUCCCAAAUCAACUAUCUGUUCUAUGUAAAAGUCUUACAUAGAUGAUUAUUUUUAACAAUUUAUUGAUUCAUCAAAACUGAUCAGAUAGCUUUAUCCUACCUCUAACAAACAUACUAAAUUAAAAAAAUAGUACACUGUAAAGGUAGAUUUCUAACACUAUUUCUGGUGUUACAUAAAUGACAACAAAUGGAAACAUGUCCUAAUAUCCUGAUAUGAGAAACCUUUCGGUAUUUAAACUUGAAAUGUGUGCUGUCUACUUAUUAUGGGUACUGGGCCUAGGUCCAGUGGAUCUCUAUACUCUUAUUUUCUUAACAAAAUGUCCGACUCACCGCAUUGCUGCUCUGAAAACAAUGUAGAUGUCUUUGGUAUACUUGGUCUUGUAUACUUUAUAAAAAUGAUUGAUUUUUUUUUUCUGCUUGUUACUAACAACUAUUAUUUUAUGUUGGUUUUUGUUUUGUUUUGUUUUUUUACUGUAAAUAUUGUAACUAUUUGUAG
This is a messenger RNA of Alosa sapidissima (American shad), 3296 nucleotides long. RefSeq names its product immunoglobulin superfamily member 11 (gene igsf11). The transcript has 8 exons. NCBI's taxonomy places the organism in Eukaryota, Metazoa, Chordata, Actinopteri, Clupeiformes, Clupeidae. Gene Ontology annotation, molecular function: ionotropic glutamate receptor binding. Gene Ontology annotation, cellular component: cell-cell junction. The record is from RefSeq and is a predicted model, not a curated record. Gene Ontology annotation, biological process: homophilic cell-cell adhesion. The coding region runs from base 429 to 1841 and encodes 470 amino acids.